UCGGGUCUCCCCCACCUACUCCACCUACACCCCCUCCCUGCCUCGCACCCCCUUGCUCGCUACACUUCGCUCCUUCCUCGCACUGAUUGUCACACAUUGUUUACUACGGCUUGAAAUGUGACACACAACAGAGGCUAUCUGCUGGAGUACCGCUCUGACAACUGGGAUUCUUUUUGACGCGCCCCGUGCGUCUUGGUUAUUUGGGGGACAGGCUGUGGAGACUACCCUUCUGCCAUGACAGUGGAUUUGUUUGCGCUCUUAUGCGUGCUGGUCAUCACAUCCUCUGCGAUGGAAGAGACCUUGAUGGACACUCGGGUGGCCACAGCUGAGCUGGGGUGGACAGCAUAUCCUAAUUCUGGGUGGGAGGAGGUGAGUGGCUAUGACGAAAACCUCAACACCAUCAGGACGUACCAGGUGUGCAAUGUCUUCGAACCAAGUCAAAACAACUGGCUCCUCACAACCUUCAUUGAUCGCCGCGGAGCACAGCGCAUCUAUGUGGAGAUACGAUUCACCGUGCGCGACUGCAGCUCCAUCCCAAAUGUCCCCGGUUCCUGCAAGGAGACAUUUAAUCUCUACUAUUAUGAAAACGAUGCUGUCAUUGCCACUAAAGGCACAGUCUUCUGGAUGGAGGCCCCCUACCUCAAAGUGGACACCAUUGCUGCUGAUGAAAGCUUCUCACAGGUGGACUUUGGCGGACGCCUGAUGAAAGUUAACACAGAGGUUCGAAGCUUUGGUCCGCUGUCUAAAAAUGGCUUCUACCUGGCCUUUCAGGACUAUGGGGCCUGUAUGUCUCUUCUGUCAGUCAGGGUGUUUUAUAAGAAGUGUCCAAGUGUGGUCCAGAACUUUGCAGUCUUUCCAGAGACCAUGACAGGGGCUGAAAGCACUUCCCUGGUCAUUGCUAGAGGGACCUGCAUCGCAAACUCAGAGGAAGUAGAUGUCCCUAUAAAGCUCUACUGUAACGGAGAUGGAGAGUGGAUGGUUCCUAUCGGUAGCUGCACUUGCAAAGCUGGGUUUGAACCUGACAAUGGCAAUGUCUGCCGAGCAUGUCCACCGGGUACCUUCAAGUCGACCCAAGGUCCAAGUCUUUGUCUACAGUGCCCUCCUAACAGCCGCUCCACAUCUGAGGCUGCCACCAUCUGCGUGUGCCGCAACGGCUACUACCGUGGGGAUGGUGAUCAGCCAGAUAAACCUUGCACCAGCGUGCCAUCCAGCCCGAGAAAUGUGAUCUCCAUCGUCAAUGAAACCUCGGUGAUCCUGGAGUGGCAUGCCCCCAGGGAGACGGGUGGUCGUGAUGAUGUCGUCUACAACAUAGUGUGCAAGAAGUGCCAGGCCAACCGGCGUUCCUGUUCCCACUGUGAUGACAAUGUCGAGUUUGUUCCUAGACAGCUGGGCCUGACCGAGACCAGGGUGUUCAUCAGCAACUUAUUGGCUCAUACCGUCUACAGCUUCGAGAUACAGGCCGUCAAUGGUGUCAGCAAUAAGAGUCCAUACCCUGCGCAGCAUGUUUCCAUAGAUAUCACCACCAACCAGGCUGCUCCUUCAAUAGUUCCCAUCAUGCACCAAAUCAGCUCCACCAUGAAUAGCUUCACACUCUCAUGGCCUCAACCAGAACAGCCAAAUGGCAUCAUCCUCGACUACGAGCUACGCUACUAUGAAAAGGACCAUGCAGAGAUUAACUCCACUAUCCUGCGGAGCCAAACUAACACAGCGCGUGUGGAGGCCCUCAGGCCGGGUACAGUCUAUGUGGUACAGGUGCGCGCACGGACUGUGGCUGGCUUUGGCAAAUACAGCAGCAAGAUGUGCUUCCAAACCCUCACAGAUGAUGACUUCAAGUCUGAGCUGAGGGAACAGCUUCCUCUGAUUGCGGGGUCAGCAGCAGCAGGAGUGGUCUUCAUUGUUUCCCUUAUUGCUAUCUCCAUUGUUUGCAGCAGGAAAAGAGCAUAUUCCAAGGAGGCGGUGUACAGUGACAAGCUGCAACAUUACACAACAGGAAGAGAACUCUCAUUGCGAGCCGACAUGUCUAACUGCCCCUCCCCACUGGGCUGCCCGACCCACUUCUCAGGCUCUCCGGGGAUGAAGAUCUACAUUGACCCCUUCACCUACGAGGACCCAAACGAAGCUGUACGAGAAUUUGCCAAGGAGAUAGAUGUUUCUACUGUCAAAAUAGAGGAGGUCAUUGGUGCAGGGGAAUUUGGGGAAGUCUACAAGGGCCGUUUGAAGCUACCUGGCAAGAGGGAAAUCUAUGUAGCCAUUAAGACCUUGAAGGCGGGCUAUGUGGAGAAGCAGAGGCGGGACUUCCUGUCUGAAGCAUCAAUCAUGGGCCAGUUUGACCACCCGAACAUUAUCCGUCUUGAGGGUGUAGUCACAAAGAGCCGUCCAGUUAUGAUCGUUACUGAGUUUAUGGAGAAUGGCGCCCUUGACUCAUUCCUCAGGCAAAAUGAUGGUCAGUUCACAGUGAUCCAGUUGGUGGGAAUGAUGCGUGGGAUUUCUGCAGGAAUGAAAUAUCUCUCAGAAAUGAACUACGUCCAUCGUGACCUGGCCGCACGGAACAUUCUCGUCAACAGCAACUUGGUGUGUAAAGUGUCCGACUUUGGUCUGUCACGCUACCUGCAGGAUGACACGUCUGAUCCCAGCUACACCAGCUCUCUGGGUGGGAAGAUCCCAGUGAGGUGGACAGCACCAGAGGCCAUCGCUUACCGAAAAUUUACCUCGGCCAGUGACGUGUGGAGUUACGGCAUCGUCAUGUGGGAGGUGAUGUCAUUUGGAGAGAGGCCUUACUGGGACAUGUCCAACCAGGAUGUAAUUAAUGCUAUUGAGCAGGACUACCGUUUGCCACCACCCAUGGACUGCCCCAGCGCCUUGCACCAGCUGAUGCUGGACUGUUGGCAAAAAGACCGCAACGUGCGACCCCGCUUCACAGACAUCGUCAGUACUCUGGAUAAGAUGAUCCGUAACCCCGCCAGCCUCAAAGCUGUAGCCAAUAUUCCUGCAGUGCCCUCUCAGCCACUGCUGGACAGAUCCAUACCCGACGUCAACACCUUCAGCUCAGUCGAGGACUGGCUCGCUGCCAUCAAGAUGAGCCAGUACAGAGACAACUUCCUCAACUCAGGCUUUACCUCCCUGCAGCUGGUGGCACAAAUGACCUCAGAAGACUUGCUGAGAAUAGGAGUGACCCUGGCAGGCCACCAGAAGAAAAUCCUUACUAAUAUCCAGUCCAUGAGGGUGCAGAUGAGCCAGUCAUCUACGCCAAUGGCAUGACUACCGGAGGCGCUGUGCCAUGGAACAGGCAGCAUUCGAAGGACCAACAAAAAUAGCAGCCCUCGAAUGACCCCCGAUCCAUCGGAACGCGCCAGAGUCGAAACUAUUGUCUUAAUCUAAUCCACUAUCAUGACAACAGGAGACCAGGGUCUACACUUCCACAUGGUUAACAGCUGUCACACUUCAUGCAAUCCACGACAGGAGUUCAGGGUCCAGACUUGAUACUGUUUAUCCAUUCAUCACAAAAGGGAAAUCAAUGUCCGUUGUUGUGGUUAUGAACUACCAUUCAUUCCAUUUUGAACCAAAAUAACCAACAAUCAGACAUCAACACAAAGAACUUCUCAGAGUUUCAAACUGUGGUAAAGUGAGUGAUACUGUACUUCUGCUUCAUGUGGACUAGAAGGUGUUAAAACUUUAAACUGAAACGUGAGGCAUUUAGAAACAUGUGACGUGUGAUUUUACCCAUCCUGUCUUCAGUCUGUGCAAUGAAGAUGCCUUGACCUGGCGGGAAAUAAGUUCCAGAAGAAGAAGAAAAAAAGAAGAAAAACAAAACAAAACACCUACCAGUGGAAAUCAUUAGAGGGAGAAGCAUACAGGGAUGUACAGCAGAGCACCAUUUUCAACUUUCACAUCAUGUUGUACUUGUUUAAAAAAUGUUUUAAAAAGUGUAUUGUAAAUGGACAGGUAACAAAAAAACAAAAACAAAAAAAGAUCAGAGCUUAGUUAUAUUUUUAUCCUUUACCAUGUGUUUGUUUGUCUGUUUUAUCAUUAUAGCAAGAUGCAGUCCACUUGUAUUUUAUCUUUAACACUACCUGUGGAGUCUUGGGUGGAGGGCCUUGCUAAAGGACUUCUUAACCCAAGCCACCCACUUUCAGAGAAUAUAAAUAUGUUUAUCUCUUGCUAAAUAUGAUUAUAUCUUUCAUAAUAAACCUUCAUAUUGAAGGUGAUAUAAAUGCAUAUGUAUGUACAGAACUCUAUGCUUGCAUUUUGGCAAAGACAUGUUGACUGAAUUCUGACUGAGACACAUGCAAUGUUUAGAUUCCAGUUUCCUUUGGAUAACUGAACAAUGGGCACUGGAUUGUAUGUCUCGUUGCUCCAGGGAUUUAAGGACAAUUUGGGCUGACUGGAGAAAAUGUAAAAAGAAUGGCUGAAGAAUUGGUAUUGUAGAAUUGUAUGAAAAUUGCUGUAGGAGUUAAAAUAACUGACAAACUAUCCAUUAACUGGGGGUAAUGUUAAAUGUGGGUGUACACAUGCUGUCUCUUGCUGGUGAGCACUUAGUUGUACAGAUAUGUUUUAUGUUUCAUCUUCUUUCUUGACCUGUUGUUUGUCUCGGGAGCGGUCAGCACCAUCCACAGGGGGAAUGAUCCUCCGUUUCCUGCCCCGGGACUGGCCCAAAUUCACGACUGGGAACUCAAAGAUUUACACACUUAUAAAACCGGCAUACACCCGGCACUUCACAAUUAUAUUCUCAUGGAUGCGCACAGUGAACACCAAGAAGAAUCGCAGCGGGCCAGUGAGAACAGGUGAAGCCAAAAGCUUUGAGUAUGCCAGUCACAACCUCUCUCUGUGUGAUGAGCAGUGGAUGGGGGGAGCUGACUGUGAGUGUGCACAUGUCACAGUUUAUUUGUUUGUGUGUUCAAGAGAGAAUGGAUGUAUGCAUAUCAGGCACAUUUGUGUGUACAGACAUUGUGUGCACAGGUACAUUGGUUUCCUUUUUCUUUCUUUUUUUUUAGUUUGUGUAUAGCAGCCACUUGUAAAUUGUGACAAGUAUGUGUCAAGAGUUUGUAAGCUGUAACUUUCUGAGAACUAUUGUACUAAAAUGCACUCAAUAAACGCCUUGGAAAACAA
Messenger RNA from Pundamilia nyererei, 5106 nucleotides. It is a transcript of the gene ephb1, whose product is annotated as EPH receptor B1. The record is from RefSeq and is a predicted model, not a curated record. Gene Ontology annotation, biological process: protein phosphorylation; axon guidance; ephrin receptor signaling pathway. The transcript has 17 exons. Gene Ontology annotation, cellular component: dendrite; plasma membrane. The coding region runs from base 235 to 3258 and encodes 1007 amino acids. Lineage: Eukaryota; Metazoa; Chordata; Actinopteri; Cichliformes; Cichlidae. Gene Ontology annotation, molecular function: transmembrane-ephrin receptor activity; protein binding; ATP binding.